This is a messenger RNA of Acyrthosiphon pisum (pea aphid), 1065 nucleotides long. It is a transcript of the gene Enoph, whose product is annotated as enolase-phosphatase E1. Lineage: Eukaryota; Metazoa; Arthropoda; Insecta; Hemiptera; Aphididae. Gene Ontology annotation, molecular function: acireductone synthase activity; magnesium ion binding. The record is from RefSeq and is marked provisional.
AGUUGUUACUUAUUAGUCCGUAUUCGAAUGUUAUCUCUAGUUUUUUAUAAAACUGUUUCAGACAUCUUCAAGGAACCUCUAUAGAAUAUAAUAAUAGUAAAGGUUUUUAUAUAGUUAUUCUGUGAUAUAAAAUGCCGGUGAACGAGAAUGUAAUUCUUCUUGACAUUGAAGGAACAAUUACAUCAAUUAGCUUUGUUAAAGAUACAUUAUUUCCGUAUGUCACUAAAGUCCUAGAGGAUUACAUAGAAAAAUACUGGGACGAUGAGAGUUUUCAACAAGAUUUAGAAUUAUUACGCGCACAAGCAGUUAUUGAUUCUAAUGUUGAAGGAUUUGUCCCAAUAUCUACAGGCGACAAUGCAAAGACAUCGGUUAUCAAUAAUGUAUUAUGGCAGAUGACCAACGAUAAGAAAACUACUGCUCUAAAGCAAUUACAAGGUCACAUAUGGAAAGAUGGAUAUGAAAGUGGUCUUCUAAGAGGUCAUUUAUAUGAAGAUGUAUUACCAGUUUUAAAUAAGCUAACUGACUUUGGUAAAAAGAUAUACACUUACUCUUCUGGGAGUACAAAAGCUCAAGAGUACUUAUUUCAAUAUUCCAUGUACGGAGAUGUGUCUGGUAUAUUUCUAAAAUAUUUUGACACUAAAAUGGGUCCAAAAGGCUCAGAAACUAGUUAUAUAAAUAUUGCUAAUGAGAUAAAUGUAAACUGUAGUGAUAUUUUAUUCUUAACUGAUGUAGUAGUUGAAGCAGAAGCAGCUGUAAAGGCCGGUUGUAAUUCAAUUCUUUUGGUAAGACCUGGCAACGCGCCUUUGGAUCCUGAGAAAAGUUCAAAGUUUAGAAUUAUAAAGACACUAGAUGAAUUAUUAGAAACCGAGUAAGAACAUAGGUACAAAAAAAAAAAAUAAAGUUUUUAAAUACAUAUCAUUAUUAUUUACAAAUGUUACAUUUAUAUUUUAUUAAUUAUUCUUAUAAUAUAGAUUAAAAAUAUAUGUACAUUUUAUAGAUUUUAAGUAAAGUUUAUCAAUAAGUAAAGUCUAUCAAUUUCUAACAAUUAAAUCUAAAUUUCAAAUU